This is a messenger RNA of Scheffersomyces coipomensis, 2165 nucleotides long. RefSeq names its product DUF3112 domain-containing protein. Lineage: Eukaryota; Fungi; Ascomycota; Pichiomycetes; Serinales; Debaryomycetaceae. The transcript has a single exon. Bases 473 to 1963 code for a protein of 496 amino acids. The record is from RefSeq and is a predicted model, not a curated record.
GUGAAUUUUGUUUUGUAGCCAUAUCUAAGUAUCUAGUAACAAAAGUUUUUGAUGAGGACAGAAAUUUCCUAAUCGGGUAAUUUUUUUAAUUCCUUUUUAGAUUGUCUUUUUUUUAGCGUGGGGAAGAAAGCUUAACUUUUGCAUUUAAAUUGGAUUAAGGAAUUCUAUUGAUACGUAUGUUUUGAAGGGAAAACAUAUAUAUAACUAACCGAAAUUCAAUAGUUGGCAAUUCACUUCGACAAUUAUUUGAAAAGAAAAGUUGUUAACUUCCUUUCAAUAAUCUGGUGUAUUCACUUGUAUUUGUUGUUGUCACUCUUUACAUCAACUUGAAAAGAUUCAAGACCACCUAGUCUGGCAUAAUUCACUUCACUUUAUUUCAGUUCAAUUUCAAACUAUUUCAUUUCAUAUCCAAAAACAUUAAUCAAAAUUUUCCUUCUUCAAACUUUGCAUAACAUAAAAAAGUAAGCACAUCAUGACAACAGUGGUGGAUUUCAAUAAUACCCUUCGGUUUGAUCCUGAAUAUACAGCCGUAGAAGGUCUUUUCAAUCUUAUAGGUCAUAUGAAAAAUAAUCCUGCUCGAGGAACUGGUAUUGCAUUAUUAGUUGAUCUUAUUCAUAAUUUAUCAGGACCAAAUAUCCCUCCUACCAUUACUAAAUAUGCCAUUGGAAUUCAAAAUAAUUUAUUUGGUGGUUAUCCAACUCCAAGUCAAAUAGCUCCUAAUAUUGUAUUAACCGUAUUAUUUUUUAUAAUUGCUAUAAUACAUUUAGCUUUAUUUUUAAUUAAUUUUUCAAGAGGGCAUUAUUUUUGGAUUUCAUUAGGAUGGGUGAUUUAUUCUUUAAUGAGAGUGAUUGGAUUUGGUUUAAGAGCCAUUUGGGCUAGUGAUGUGACAUUAUUAGCUAUUGGAUUAACUAGUGAAGUAUUUAGUAUUAUUCCAUCGAUUGUUAUUGUAUCAUUAAAUUUAAUAUUAGCCCAAAGAUUAUUCACAUGGAGACAUCCAGUUGGUGGUUCUCGUAAAUUAUUUUGGAGUGUUAUGUUCGCAUUAUAUGGAGUUGUUAUAUUAUUAGUUGGAGUGGUUAUCUCAGGGUCAUUUAUUCCUUAUUUACAUUUUUUAAAUCAAACAACUUAUGAUAAUUUCAGAAUUGUGAUUAAAUCAGUUUCAAUUUUAAUCAUUGCUUAUAGUUUAACAGCAAUUGCAUUAAUUGGGUUGUCUUUCUGGUUACCAACAUCUAAGGAUGAAAAUUUAUAUACAUAUCAACCUUGGUGGAUUGAAAGUUUCAGUCCAUUCUAUUUCGUGGAAGCUGGUGCAGCUCAAAGAGCUGAAGAAACAUUCAUGAAAAGAAAUCAUAAUCAUAGACAUGCAGUCAGAGUCAUUGCUGCCACUCAUCAUCAUUAUAAAAUGGUUAAGGGUUUAAGUAAUCAAAGAGGUGAUUUAUCACAUAAUGUUUCAUUAUUAAUUAUUAUUGUCACUACCAUAUUGAUUUUAGUAGGAGCAAUUGGAAGAUGUAUAGUUACAUUUCAAACCAAUUUCAACCGUGAUGCCGGUGCUGCUGCCAAACCAAUUCUAAUGUUUGUAUGUUGGGGUAUUUUUGAAAUUAUUAUUAAUAUUUUAUAUAUUGUGGGUAGAGUUGAUCUUAGAUUUUAUCGUCCUGAUAUAUUACCUGCUAAGGUUAGAGCUAUUAUUACUGCUGAACAAUCAUAUUAUCCAUCUGAUGCUGAAGAUGAAGAUGAUGCUUCAUUUGAAAAGGAAGAUUUCCAACAUCAUGAACAUGAUGAUUAUCGUCAUACAGAAGGAGAAGAAGAAGAAUCAAAUGAUGGAGAAUGGAAUUUUGUCGAUGUUGAUGUUGAUGGAAGUUCAGUAUCAAGUUCCUUACCUAUUAAGAAUCAUCCACAACCUCCAUAUCCAGCUAAAGAAAAGAAUAGAAGAAGUCGGGAUACCGAUAAUGAUUCAGAAUUCAAUUUCUAGGCCAUUUCAUCUACAUAAUAUAUAGUACACAUUAAUGUAUUUUUUUUUCUUUUUUAUCUAUUUGUUACUACAAAAUGCAUGAUUCUAAGUUAUUAUAGUAAUGUUAACAUACAGUUAACUAUAUAGACGAUACAUCAUUUGUAGAUAGCUGGGAGGAGGAGUAAAAAUUAUUUUGAUGUGUCAAGAAUUUUUUUUUUUUUUG